This is a messenger RNA of Theobroma cacao (cacao), 2748 nucleotides long. Its product is annotated as zinc finger (CCCH-type/C3HC4-type RING finger) family protein. Gene Ontology annotation, molecular function: metal ion binding; ubiquitin protein ligase activity. Lineage: Eukaryota; Viridiplantae; Streptophyta; Magnoliopsida; Malvales; Malvaceae. The record is from RefSeq and is a predicted model, not a curated record. Gene Ontology annotation, biological process: protein polyubiquitination.
AAAACUAAAAAGGAAUCAGGGGCUAUUUCCGUAAUUAAAUCCUCAAUCCUUGGGCCCUUUGUACGGAAAGCUGACCGCCAAAAAAACCCUAGGUAUGUAUGUUGGUUACAAAAUCGAGACUCUGAAAAGACCCCGUCAAUUUCGCUGCUCCCUUUCUUUCAAAUUGAAAUUUGAAAUUUGAAAUUUGAAAUAAUUUCUCUAGUUUCUUUGAUUCUUUCGCUGAAACAAUUUCCAUACGCCAUGCCUAAGAGGGUUCUUUGUAAGUUCUUUGCUCAUGGAGCAUGCCUCAAAGGGGAGCAUUGUGAAUUUUCCCAUGAUUGGAAGGAUCCACCAAAUAAUAUUUGCACAUACUAUCAGAAAGGAAUUUGCUCUUAUGGUAGUCGGUGCAGAUAUGAACAUGUUAGGGCUUCUCAAUCCGAUUUAUCUGCUUCAUCUUCGUCAACAGUGCUUCGUCAAUCUCUGAUCUCAGAUUCUGUUCCUCUAGGUCCUUCUUUAACAACAACAUUUGGUGGGUCAGUUGUACAUCCAUCUGCUUCUGCUGAGUUUCCUGGUUCAAGUAGAGCUUUUCUUCCUCCCACCAAGCAAGCAUGGAAUUUGGAAUCUGAGCAUCAGGCUUUAUCAGAUAAUGGUGAUUUUGUGGAGCCUAGGAGAGUUAAUCCAGCUGAACGAUCCAUCUGCUCGUUUGCUGCAGCUGGUAAUUGUCCCCGUGGAGAAAAAUGCGCUCAUAUUCAUGGAGACUUGUGUGCCACCUGUGGAAAACAUUGUUUGCAUCCUUUCAGACCUCAGGAAAUAGAGGAACAUAUUAAAAUGUGUGAGAAAAAGCACAAACACCUUGAGGCAUUGAAACGUAGUCAAGAAAUAGAGUGCAGUGUGUGCCUGGAUCGUGUUCUCUCAAAGCCCACAGCAGCUGAAAGAAAGUUUGGGUUGCUCUCCGAGUGUGAUCAUCCAUUCUGCAUAUCAUGUAUUAGAAAUUGGCGUAGCAGUUCCCCUUCCUCUGGAAUGGAUGUCAAUACGGCCCUGAGGACUUGCCCUAUCUGCCGCAAGCUAUCAUACUUUGUCAUUCCAAGUGUCAUUUGGUAUUGCACUCCAGAAGAAAAGCAGGAAAUUGUAGAUAGCUACAAGGCAAAAUUGAGGUCAAUAGAUUGCAAGCACUUCAACUUUGGAAAUGGGAACUGCCCUUUUGGGACUAGUUGUUUUUACAAGCAUACAGUCAAGCCAGGCUCCUAUGUAUGGAAAUACCACAGGCCUCCUCCUCGCAGAUUCAAUUUUAUGGAUAUGGACGCAAUAUUUGAUGUCUUCGAGCAGUUAAUUGCAGAAGAUGAAAUGGAUAUUUUUGAUGCUGAAGAUUUUGAAUAUGAUGAUUUAACACCUUUGGAGAUGGCCUUUCUAUUAAUGCAGCAAGAUUUUGAAUCAAGUGACUCCUCAAGUGAUGAGGAGAAUUUUCCCUUAUAAGUUUAAAAUUUUAGUUGUUAUGCUCCACCCUUCUGCUGGAAAUUUUGAAGUGCGGUCAUCUUGGUGUUUUGAUAGGCUGCCACCUUUUUUAUCUGGGAGAAGAUGGAUCUUGGAGUUUGUUAACUUGGUCAUUGAAGAUUGUGUCAUGUUAAGACUUAUGACAUUGUUCAUUAUGAUUGAAAUCUAGAUUAAGUUAUUAGAGUUUGAGUUACUUUUCCUCUUGGUUUGCGUUAGUGUGAGGCCUUCAAUGUGGUGUAUAUUUAUGUGUAAAGGUCUUGCCUUGGUUUCAGUCCUGGUUUUUAUAAAUGUUGUCUCCUAGUGGUGCGUGUGUAUGUUCCAGAAAAAAAAACCAGGGAAAGACACAUGCCAAUUUUUCAUGGUAAAACAAAUGUUCUUUGGACCGAAUGGAAGGAUGUAUGGAGUCAUACAGUGUGAACAAUGGGCUUUAACAAUGACAUCUUUCUCCUUUUAGCAUCCUUGUUUGCAGUAUGUGUCACCCAAAUAUGAUUGAAGAUUGUCUAUUCCAAUAUUAGCCCUGCAUUUGUUUACAUUCUCCUCAUGUUGUGCUUUCAAUACGGGCAAAAUUUUGUCUAGUGUAUGUUCAUGGAUGUUCUGUAUUUGUAGCAUGCAUAUCGAGAUGGUCGUUUGGAGGAAGUAGUUCUGCGCCAUCUUGGAGCUGAAGAUGGGCACACCAUCAUAGCUAAGAAUAUUAGGUUAUCAGACUAUCUUAGCGACCUGCACAUUGGGUGAAUGUUCACAAUAUUUAUUACAGUGAUAUCUAAAUAAUGCAAGGACCUAUAUGCAGCUUUGGUGAAAAAGUUUUUCUUCAGUUUCGAGUGUUGCACUCCAUUUCAAAAAGGAUUGCUUGUAGGAGAAACCAACUGAGCUUGGAAUCAUGGGGCAUGCUGGGUUAUGCAAUAAACUGCAUCUUGUAUUGAUGAAGUAUACAUUUUGCAGAAAACGCUGAUUGAUGAAAAAGUAUUUGUUGAAGGUUUGGAAACUAUAGUAGCCAAUGGCGGUUAAAUUUGAAUAAUGGAUGCGCCAGUGGCAGUGUCUAUGCUGCGUGCAUGCAUGCUUCCCUAAUCAGUGAAACACGUAACAACUGUAUAUUGGGUUUUGCUGUGAUUCUCUGGCAGAGCCAGAGAUGUAUACAGCAGCAUUCUUGAGGUUUUUGUGUUGAAAUAUCAGUUUCUCUGCUGGAUUGUACUCGAUCCUGUAAGAUUCUGGAUAGUGUGCACACAUGGUUGUGGAAUAUGAAUAUGAGCAUUACAUUAUCCUCUCUGCGAGAUUUCCUCA